Molecule: messenger RNA, 3222 nt
Organism: Bemisia tabaci
Lineage: Eukaryota; Metazoa; Arthropoda; Insecta; Hemiptera; Aleyrodidae
Gene: Arf4
Product: ADP-ribosylation factor 2
Molecular function (GO): GTP binding; GTPase activity
Source: RefSeq, a predicted model, not a curated record
AUUAUCAUGGUGUAACAGUGGCAGUGGCAGUGACAAGCUGACAAAAACUGACAAGUGGUAGGGGAUUGAUUAGGGAAUAGUGUACGAAGAAGUGGUGCUGGUGAAGUGAUCUUCAGGGAUCUUAGUUAGCGACGAGUCUCAAAUUAUCAAAGAGCUGAAAUUUCCAAAAUGGGGCUAACAAUUUCCAGUCUCUUGACACGUCUUUUCGGCAAGAAGCAGAUGAGGAUCCUGAUGGUUGGAUUGGACUCAGCUGGUAAAACAACAAUCUUGUAUAAACUCAAGUUAGGCGAGAUAGUCACAACUAUCCCUACAAUUGGAUUCAAUGUCGAAACCGUUGAAUACAAAAAUAUUUCUUUCACUGUGUGGGAUGUCGGUGGUCAGGAUCGAAUUCGGCCCCUGUGGAGACAUUAUUUUCAGAAUACUGAAGGACUGAUUUUUGUUGUGGACUCAAAUGAUAGAGAAAGAAUAACGGAGGCUUCAAAUGAGCUGCACAACAUGUUGCAAGAAGAUGAACUCAGGGAUGCUGUGCUCCUAGUUUUCGCCAACAAACAAGAUCUUCCUAAUGCUAUGAAUGCAUCUGAACUAACAGAAUUAUUGGGAUUAAGUCAAUUAAGAAGUAGACGUUGGUAUAUCCAGGCCACGUGCGCCACCCAAGGACACGGGUUAUACGAAGGAUUAGAUUGGCUGUCAAACGAACUCUCCAAAAAGUAAAGUAAAACUGCUUGAUGGAAGUGACGUGCAAAUUUCUUCAAUUUAUUUUGCGUUCUCAAACUAUUUUGUAUGUACAGCCCUCUACUCCCAAUUUCUUCUUCGUUCUCUAGGAGUUAAAAUGUUGUAAAUAGAUCAGGUUUGUUGCGCAAAUGAAUACUUCAAAAUGGUUACUUCUGACUUACAUAGUCCUCCAUUCAUAGUUUUUUAAUUUUUUUUUUCUUCCCUCUUGAUUAUUAUUAUUUUUCUGUAAAUGUUGUUUUAUAUUGUUAUCAGAAGUUCGAUUUAAAGGCAAACUGGGUCAAAAGAGUUGGAGAAUAUAAAAAUUUUUUCCUUUUGUAGAAACAGGAAAUUCCACAGCUUAUGAAGAAAGCACGAUCUCUGUCAAUGAUUAAUUUCUGUUUAGGGCUGGAUUUAUGAUCAUUGUGCCCUAUGCUGCAGUCUGUGGUGUGAGCCCCCUGAAUAUGCAUCUCCCCUUGGAGGGAUUUGACAGUAAUCUUCCCCUGUAGAAAAGGUGCCAAAAGAGCUUUUUUAGAUAAAGUUGAAAUUUCAACCCCUCGUAAACACAAUUUGAGGACUUUUUUGGAAUAUGUAAUGCAAGAAGAAGAGAAAAUUCAGGCCGAAAAAUGCCUCAUGACAAACCUUUGGUUACCGAAAAAUAAUUCUUUCGGCCCAUUCUUAAAAUCAUUAAAUUUUAAGUUGAAAUUAGGAGGAAAUUAGCUGUAUGGAAAGAAGACCUAAAAUUCCAAAAGUAAUCAUGAAUGCAACAUAGGUUGUUUUAAUGAACAGCAAAAAUACUGCCAGAAAAAAGGCCAAGAAUAUAUUUGUAAUCUUGAUACGCUCCUUCACAACAAGUGAGAUUUAGCAAUAACGUUCCACUAAUUCAAUCUCAAAUGGGGAGGGGGGUGACCGAGGCGCACGCUUAGUUUGCCUACGUAAUGAAUCCGGCCCAUUACUGUUUAUUAGAUUUCGUUAUUACGUGAACUAGUGAGUAUUUUUAUUGAAUUUUUGUUUUAAAAGUGUACAUAUUCCUAACUUUCAAGUGGCAAAGAAGGCGAUUUUACCUUUCUUAAGUGCCUCCAUUUAUAUACUUUUUUAAGUCUUUUGGUAUUUUUAAUACCGGUUUAAAUAGGAAAGCUCAUGCAUUUAAAUCAGACAUAUUUAUAUUGAAUAUCUAGCAUUCUUCCUCCAGUUACACUUAAAUUCAAUGCAGACUUGAUUUGAAUCAUUGGACUUAGGAAUGCCUCAGAAUUUUGUACAAUUUUGUAAUUGAAACAUAAUAUACAUUAAAUUUAGUCAAAAGAUUUGUUGAUCCAAAACAAUGUUGCAUUUAACAGUAUGCACAGUUUUUUUUAUCAGUACUUCUUUUCAAAUAUCCUAAUCUGGGGCUGAAUUUUGUCGGCUCUUUCCCAAGGAGGUGCAGCACCCAUCAAUGAGUCCAAACCGCACCACUGGCCAAUCGGAAGCGCUAAGCCGGACUUAAAUGCAGUCUAGACUCAUCUUAAGUAUAUUUUAGUACAGUCGAAAAACCGACUAAAUUCGGCCACCGAAGGCUAGUUUUUCUCUCUGGUUCUAAGAAAUCUCAUCCAACAUCUCCAAAGCUGAAAAUUUUCUCGGUUUGGUUUGUUUCCACUUAUCAACAGUACUAUUCUUUAUCUUUCAUACCUUUGCCUUUUUCAAAUGAAAGUAUUAUUCAUCUUUCAAGCACUAAGAAAGACAGACCAUGGAUCAUAUAAGUGCGUAUUAUUUUUGCUCUUAUGUCGAUAGUUUUGUGAUUGCUUUUACUCAGAAAGGACAAACAGCCGUAAAGUGGAAGUCUCUUUAUUACGGCAACAAAUUUCAAAAAGAAAUUGCUUAAGUCAAGCUUUUAGCUAUUGUUUUUUAUAGGUGUCCAUUCUCUCUAGUGACCUAUAUUUCAAUUAAAACUUGUCAGACGUAACGCAUCUAGGAUCAAAGGCAGACAUCCUCACCAUUUAAAAUUCUUUUUAGAGGAUAGAAACUGUAAUUUUCGAAGUAUAAGAUCAAUCCUUUUUUAAUGAAGUUGGAUAUGCUUUGAACAAUUGAAGCAAGUAAUGGUUAAAAUUGAUGUAGAUCUAGGAAAGUUUCAACCAACUGUUUUCGAAGCUGGGCCCUUCUAUUUUGUAUCUGAAUCAUGAAACAAACAGUCACAUUCAAGGUCUCUUUUCUUAGUCUUCAUGCCAAGAGAAAUUGCUCAAAAAAAUCGAAGAGCACAUUAACAAUGCUAAUGCUGUAUAUAAGCCGUUUUCUUAAUUUUGCACCCUAAAAUUACAGCUUUCUAAUUUAGCUUUUUCGUAAUGAAAGUAAGUUUAGCUUUGCAGCUGUAAGCAUACUUUUAGAUCAAAACCAUCUGAACCUGUAUUAAGAUUCAUUCAUUCAACCAAUUCUUUUUUUGAAAUGCGGCAUGUUAAAGAAUUUCUUAUUUGGACUGAAUGGAAAAUUCUUUCGUAGAUUUUUGUAUAUGUCUCUGUUAAAUAUACCGGUCAAACCAUGGAA